Messenger RNA from Pocillopora verrucosa, 8986 nucleotides. The record is from RefSeq and is a predicted model, not a curated record. NCBI's taxonomy places the organism in Eukaryota, Metazoa, Cnidaria, Anthozoa, Scleractinia, Pocilloporidae.
GGCGAAUUAGAUGACAUUACACGCUUGAAAUAUCCCCAAUUCCUGCAUUUAUUUGUUCGUUUCCCCAAGAUUACAACGUGAUUCCAUUGAACAAGAAGUAGUUAUCACAGGAAAAAGUUCACACCACGUUCUCUCAGGUGAAAACUUGUAAUUCAUCGAGUGCUCAUGGCACGUGAAAUGGCCAAGAAACCAAGAUACAUCUACGCAGAGUUUGCCACUUUUUUCUUGGUGCUGAUGUGCUUGGGAUCUCUAAAUCUCUGCGAAGGUUCGUGUUCUGACACUCCCGUUGGUGUUCGUGAUGAACUAAAAGUGAUACCUGAUGAUUACAUGACUGCAAGCUCGGUGCUCCCUGGUUUUCCAGCCAAAGAUGGUCGCCUGGCUGGAACUGGUGCCUGGUGUCCACUAACAGGUAGUGACACUGAUCCAUAUCUUGAAAUAAGCCUGGGUAAAAGCUACGUAAUAUGCGGCAUCGAAGUGCAAGGAAAGCCUGGUGCAUCAGAGUCUACAAACUUUACGCUCCAGUCUUCAACAAACGGAUCAAACUUUAUUGAAGUUGACUCAGGGCAGACCUUUAAUGCCUCUUCAGCUGGUGGUGAUGUCGCUACAUUCCAUGCCCUGACAGCAAACGUGACUGCAACACAUCUGCGGUUUAAGCCAGUUUCCAACGUUAUAUGUCUGAGAGUGGAGAUUUACGCUGUUCCAGAGUAUGUUACCAUCAUUUGCCAGGCGUCCUAUAUCUCGGUAGUAAUUCCAAAAUCAUUAUUUCCUGACCCUCCUCCCACCGCGACUGACCUGGCUCUCAAUGACAGGAACUGUAAAGCUAUUGGUGUUUCAAAUACUUUCUACUUUGACAUUACCCAUGGGACAUGUGGAACUGCGCUCAUUAUCUCAAAAGAUGGAGAAAUAGUAUUUUACCACAACGUUGUCUUCGAUACUAGAGCAGAUCCGGAUGAUCCCAAAUUUGACAUAAUUUGCCCUUAUUUAAACAUCGACGACUGUGCCUCUGAUCCUUGCGAAAACAAUGCAACGUGUACUGACGGAGUAAAUAACUAUACUUGUACCUGUAUGGCUGGCUACGAGGGUUACAAUUGUUCCAUAGACAUCGACGACUGUGCCUCUGAUCCUUGCGAAAACAAUGCAACGUGUACUGACGGAGUAAAUAACUAUACUUGUGCCUGUAUGGCUGGCUACGAGGGCUACAACUGUUCCAUAGACAUCGACGACUGUGCCUCUGAUCCUUGCGAAAACAAUGCACCGUGUACUGACGGAGUAAAUAACUAUACUUGUGCCUGUAUGGCUGGCUACGAGGGCUACAACUGUUCCAUAGACAUCGACGACUGUGCCUCUGAUCCUUGCGAAAACAAUGCAACGUGUACUGACGGAGUAAAUAACUAUACUUGUACCUGUAUGGCUGGCUACGAGGGCUACAACUGUUCCAUAGAUAUCGACGACUGUGCCUCUGAUCCUUGCGAAAACAAUGCAACGUGUACUGACGGUGUAACUAACUAUACUUGUAACUGUAUGUCUGGCUACGAGGGCUACAACUGUUCCAUAGAUAUCGACGACUGUGCCCCUCUUCCUUGCGAAAACGGUGCAACUUGUCACGACGGAGUAAAUAACUAUACUUGUACCUGUAUGGCUGGCUACGAGGGCUACAACUGUUCCAUAGUUAUCGAUGACUACUGUGCCUCUGAUCCUUGCGAAAACAAUGCAACGUGUACUGACGGAGUAAAUAAUUAUAUUUGUAUUUGUAUGGAUGGCUACGAGGGCAUAAAUUGUUCCCAAGAUAUCGACAACUGCGACUCUUAUCCUUGUGAAAACAAUGCAACUUGUGUUGAUGAAGUAAAUGACUAUACUUGUAAUUGUACGGAUGGCUACUUUGGCAAGAACUGUUCGCAAAAUGUCAACUACUGUGAACCUGAACCUUGCGAAAACGGUGCAACUUGUACGGUUGAAGUAAACGACUAUAGUUGUACCUGUACGACUGGCUACGAGGGCAAGAACUGUUCCCAAGAUAUCGACGACUGUGAUUCUGAUCCUUGCGAAAACGAGGCAAAUUGUACCGAUGCAGGAGUAAAUAACUAUACUUGUACCUGUGUGGCUGGUUACGAGGGCAAGAACUGUUCCCAAAAUAUCGACGACUGUGCCUCUGAUCCUUGCGAAAAUAAUGCAACGUGUACUGACGGAGUAAAUAAUUAUACUUGUACCUGUAUUGCUGGCUACGAGGGCUACAACUGUUCCAUAGAUAUCGACGACUGUGCCUCUGAUCCUUGCGAAAACAAUGCAACGUGUACUGACGGAGUAAAUAACUAUACUUGUACCUGUAUUGCUGGCUACGAGGGCUACAACUGUUCCAUAGUUAUCGAUGACUACUGUGCCUCUGAUCCUUGCGAAAACAAUGCAACGUGUACUGACGGAGUAAAUAAUUAUAUUUGUGUUUGUAUGGAUGGCUACGAGGGCAUAAAUUGUUCCCAAGAUAUCGACAACUGCGACUCUUAUCCUUGUGAAAACAAUGCAACUUGUGUUGAUGAAGUAAAUGACUAUACUUGUAAUUGUACGGAUGGCUACUUUGGCAAGAACUGUUCGCAAAAUGUCAACUACUGUGAACCUGAACCUUGCGAAAACGGUGCAACUUGUACUGUUGAAGUAAACGACUAUAGUUGUACCUGUACGACUGGCUACGAGGGCAAGAACUGUUCCCAAGAUAUCGACGACUGUGAUUCUGAUCCUUGCGAAAACGAGGCAAAUUGUACCGAUGCAGGAGUAAAUAACUAUACUUGUACCUGUGUGGCUGGUUACGAGGGCAAGAACUGUUCCCAAAAUAUCAACGAAUGUCUUUCUGGUCCUUGCAAAAACGGUGCAAAUUGUACCGACGGAGUAAAUAACUAUACUUGUACCUGUAUGGCUGGCUACGAGGGCCCCAACUGUGCUGUAGUCUUCACCGUUUAUGUCUCUUUUACAGAUAUCGACGAGUGCUACACUGAUCCUUGCGAAAACGGUGCAAAUUGUACCGACGAAGUAAAUGACUAUAACUGUACCUGUAUGGAUGGCUACGAGGGCAAGAAUUGUUCCCAAGAUAUCGACGACUGUAAAUCUUAUCCUUGCGAAAACGGUGCGACGUGUAGGGAUGCAGGAGUAAAUAACUAUACUUGUACCUGUAAGGAUGGCUACGAGGGCAUAAAUUGUUCCCAAGAUAUCGACGACUGCGACUCUAAUCCUUGUGAAAACAAUGCAACUUGUGUUGAUGAAGUAAAUGACUAUACUUGUAACUGUACGGUUGGCUACUUUGGAAAGAACUGUUCGCAAAAUGUCAACUACUGUGAACCUGAACCUUGCGAAAACGGUGCAACUUGUAUUGUUGAAGUAAAUGACUAUAGUUGUACCUGUACGACUGGCUACGAGGGCAAGAACUGUUCUCGAGAUAUCGACGACUGUGAUUCUGAUCCUUGCGAAAACGAGGCAAAUUGUACCGAUGCAGGAGUAAAUAACUAUACUUGUACCUGUGUGGCUGGCUACGAGGGCAAGAACUGUUCCCAAAAUAUCGACGACUGUCACCCUAAUCCUUGCGAAAACGGUGCAAAUUGUACCGACAGAGUAAAUAACUAUACUUGUACCUGUAUGGCUGGCUACAAGGGCCCCAACUGUUCCAUAGAUAUCGACGACUGCUACCUUGAUCCUUGCGAAAACGGUGCAAAUUGUACCGACGGAGUAAAUGACUAUAACUGUACCUGUAUGGAUGGCUACGAGGGCAAGAAUUGUUCCCAAGAUAUCGACGACUGUGACCCUAAUCCUUGCGAAAACGGUGCAAGUUGUACCGAUGGAGUAAAUAACUAUACUUGUACCUGUAUGGCUGGUUACGAGGGCAAGAACUGCUCCCAAAAUGUGGAUGAAUGCGCUUCCAACCCUUGCCAAAACGGGACCUGUAUGGACGGGAUAAAUGAUUAUACCUGCAACUGUACAGUCGGAUUUAUUGGGAAAAACUGCGACCACGUUGAUCCUUGCUAUACCGAUCCGUGUGAAAACGAUGGACAGUGUUUCGUGGAUGACAACUACGAUUUCUUCUGUGUCUGUCCAAUUCCUAAAGCCUACGAAGGAAAAAAUUGUAGUAAACCAGUUGACUGUUUCUGGAAUAAAAUGUAUCCUUACGGAGAAGAACAGAAUGACACGGAGAUGGACGUAGGAUUGAUCCGUGAUGAGCUGUGUAAAGAAGUAUUGUACGACUAUGGUAUCUGGUUCUUUGAUGACAAGCACUACGUCCUGUAUAUUUGUGCCAAUGGAAUGAUUCGUUUCGAUAUAGAAUAUGUGAGGUACUUCCCAGUUCCAACCUUUGACGUCGAGGAAUUCCCGUUCGAAGUUCCUAUGUUGUUCCCCUUCUGGUCGAAAAUCGACAUAUACGACUCAUUCUGUUCCAGUGAGCAGGACUGCCUUUCUGGUGACAUAGAUUAUGAAAACCGUUCCGCCGUAUUCUACCAAGUUUACACGGAAGAUAACAAUGCAUCAUAUAUUCUAGACAAAGCUAGUAAAGACGUCAGAGAGAAUUCGAACGACCAAAAGUUCCAGAACUUCAAGGCUUCGUGGGUACUCGUAGUGACCUGGUUACGCCUUCGUCCAGAAGAGGAAGCCGAGGGUGAUGCCGAAGAAGGAGUGACUAAUACAUUCCAAGCAGCACUCAUCACUGAUGGAACCUACACAUUUCUGAAGUACCACUACCCUUGCAAUUCUCUUCAGUGGGCAUCGCCGAAAUUUUAUGAAUUGUAUCCAGAAGAUUUUGGCGGCUAUCCUGUAGCAGGUAUAAAUGCUGGUGAUGGAAAUCUGGAAGAUGUCGAGAGAUUCUUUAGUCUCGAAGGGUCGGCUUCUCCAGAGAUAACGGGUCUCACCCUGAGGAAAGAAAAUGCGGACAACAAUGGAGAGUAUUUCUUUAGAAUUGAACGCAGAACAGGAGACGACCCUGAAACAAAAUGCAGGAAGUGGUCCGACUGGUCCGAAUAUCUAAAAAAUAAUAUAUCGAACGCUGAUGACUUUAUCCCAGCUUGUCCCUGUUCGAUCUUCCAAGCUUUUUUUUCUCCUAGCUACUUUCUAAUUUUCUCCACUGAAUCAGACAGCGUUUGUUUUGUUAGCAUUUUCGUCUUCCCGUUCAACGAGGCAGCAGGCAACAGUUUCGUACAGGGAUUUAUCUUUCGAAAGUGUUGCUAUUCGAUUUUCUUCUUUGGUGCGCUUCUUACGGGAAGUAAUGAUCCCGGAAGUUUAGAAGUUUUCUAUACAGACAAGCCUGAAGAUUUACUGGAUGAUGCCGAAGCGAAACAGGCAUGCUGCUUCGACUCUUUCAACUGUGAUUUGUACGACAAUGUACGCCCCUCAGAUGAUUGUGAACGUUUCUUUAUUCCCCGAAGACGUUGGUUUUGGGGAGAUCCACACUUUAAAACACUCGACGAUAAGGACUACACGUUCAACGGUGUUGGGGAAUACACCAUGGUUGAUGGCAAAAACGGUAAGUUUAAGCUUCAAGCAAGAACGGUACUGGCCCCUGGAAAUCGUAGUAUAGCUACGGUGUUCUCUGCUGGAGCUGCUCAGGAAAAUGGAAGCAGUAAAGUCGAAGUUAGAGCCAAAAGUGGAGGUGGAUUGGAGAUGUAUAUCAACGGUACACUGUACGACGGGCUCUAUAAUCUGACAAACAUCAGCAAGGAGAUCGGAGGAAACCUGAGAGCGGCUCAAAAAAAUCCUGGCUGCGUUGAGGUGACCUUCAAGAGUGGAUCAGGCGUUGAAUUCUGUGAGGCCAAGGGGAUGAUGUCAUUUGUGGUGACCUUGAGUAACGAGUUCCUUGACAACACAAAAGGGCUUCUUGGAACUUACAAUAACAAUCCAGAUGACGACUACACUUUGCCGGAUGGGACUGCUUUGGGUCCAAACGUCAAUUCCUCUACUAUUCAUUAUGAUUUCGGUUUGAAGUGGCAAAUAACAGCCGAAGAGUCUUUGUUCACUUACGGUCCUAAUGAAGGCGUUCACACUUUCGCCAAUGCAAGCUUCAAGCCCAUGUUUGUCGAGGCCAUCAAGUGGGCGGACAAUGCCACUGAGCAGGCAGCUAAGGAAGCUUGUGGAGGUGACGUGGUGUGUCUCUUCGAUGCUGCUUCUACGAAUGAUGUUUCCAUAGGAACCAACAGCAAAGACGUGAACGUGAAGUUAGUAAAGGAGAACGAAGAACUUGCGAACUUCCCGCCAAACUUUACUUACGUUCCAUCAGUCAUCGAAGCCACAGUUGGGGAAGUCCUGUGGGUCAACGUCACAGCUAAAGAUAACAACUCCUUUACGUUUAAUGUCAUCAAAAAGCCACAAGGAGCAACUUUUACCACAGUGAACGAAACUCUACUCAAGUUUACUUGGAAUGUAACUUCUAAAGAAAAGGUCAAAUUCACGUUCACGGCAACAGACGAGUUCAACGCCUCCGUAAGCUUCACACCCACUAUCAAAAUGUGCGCCUGCGAAAAUAAUGGCCAGUGCGUCAAACCAGCGCAAGGAGACAAGUUAAAUAAUGACAGUAAAUUCAUAAUCCAAGGUUGCACAUGUAAACCGGGAUACACCGGCAGGUUCUGUGAGAAUGACAUUGAUGCUUGCAAAGUGAACGGAAACCCUUGCUUCAAGGGCGUCAACUGUACCGAUAAACCGGCGCCGGCUGACUUAACAGGUUAUACCUGUGGAGACUGUCCAACUGGGUAUUCCGGUAACGGCAUCAAAUGUGCUGACAUCGACGAAUGCAAAAACAACUCGUUGAACCAAUGUGAACAGGAAUGUGUCAAUAACCCUGGUUCAUAUAGUUGCAAAUGCAAAUCUGGCUACAAGUUAAACAGCAACGGCUUCGCCUGCGAUGACAUCAACGAAUGUGAGCCCGUUAAUGAUUGCAUGCACCAAUGCAACAACACGGCAGGAAGCUACAAAUGUUACUGCAAUGAGUUCUUUGAGGUUGACCCGGGAGACCUUAAAGCCUGCAAACCGACCAAUCCUUGCAAUAACAGCGAUUGCCAAAUCUGUUUUAUAAAGAAAGACAACAAAAAAGCUUGUGACUGCAAAGCAGGAUUUAAAUUAGCUAGUGACGGCAGAACAUGUGAAGAUAUUGACGAAUGCAAGAUCGACGGUAUCAGGUGCACACAGAAGUGUGAGAACAAAGAUGGUGGAUACGAUUGCAAGUGUUAUCCGGGAUAUCAGCUCGACGCAGAUGGCUUCACCUGUUCUGAUAUCAAUGAAUGCUUAAACUCAUCAUUAUUCAGUUGUCCUGGCAAAUCGCGUAUCUGCGAAAAUAUCCCGGGUAAUUACACAUGCAAGUGCCAGAGCGGACUGUUCUACAUAAACAAUACGUGCACAGCCCUCAAACCAGGAGAAAAACCGCCGGAGCCGACAGUCCCAACGCCAAAGGAAGCAUCUGAAAAAGAAAAAGAGAAUGCGAUUGAAAUUACGCUACAAAAUAUGGAAAAGAAACAGUACAGCGCAUCAGUGGAUGAGAAGUUCAGAACAACAUGCGCUAAAUCUGCCGACACUUUCUGCCAAAAUAAUAAAUCAGCAUGUGGGAUAACAAGCAAAAGGAGAAGGCGAUCCGCAGCUUUAAUUACCAAAGAUAAUGUUCAUUUACUACCAGGCUUCCCGAAAGAGGAAGGCAACUCCUUGAGGAUUGCGUUCUACAUCUUACUACCGUUAUACCUUACGAGUGGUGGCGUCAUUCCGGUGAAUGCCCUCGAAACUGUGAUAAAAAACAACCAGGCAGAACUGGAGCGAGUGCUUGGAGUUCCAAUAUCUGAAAUCAAGUCUGCUAUCGCGCUCACAACCCCAAGUUCACCCACGACCACAUCCAAUAUGACCACUGCACCUCCAAACAUAACAACUCGAUCAGUUACCAUCGCCACCACGGAGAAGACAAAUGACGACUGGAAGUGGAUCGUUAUCGGAGUCUGUGUCGGAGUUUUGGUCCUCGUUCUAAUUGCUGUCAUCGUCUUCUGUGUGAAAAAGAAAAAGCAUACAGCAAAAAUAAGCAGUAGCCACCAAGCUUUAAAUGCAUCAGACGAAAAUUACAACCGAGGGGCUGACAAUCACGGACACGAAAUGACGGUCUAUCACGGACAGCAGCCAGUAGUAUGAACCACACGAGUCUAACCCACAAACUCUUGCAGUCACCACAAACACUGUUUGUGGUGACUGCAAAUGGACUUUCAGGAUCGACAGAUUUACAAAAGCACUUAUAAAAAUGAGCACAAAACAUGUGGGACGUCGAUUUGGAGAAACUUAAAACUUAAAAAGUUUAUCGAGCCUUUGUGACUACUUCUAAUACUCUGCGGUGUCCAGAGGGUUAUUAACUGUUUUAAGUUGAAGUUUUGAUUAAAUGGGCUGUUAAGCUAAGUAUGGCGAUCCUUCAGCAUAGAAAAGCAACGAUACACAAUCGAAAAAAACUCAAAAAAGAAGACCUAAUUAUAUAUAACAUGAUUUCUGAACUAAGUCAAAAUGCAAAAUGAACUAAGUUACAACUUAACUUCAUCCGGUAUGAAGUACUAUCAACCAUUGUGAGAAUGGUUACGAAGCUAAUUGACCAUUGAAAAAUUGAAAGACAAAUGAAUAUUCUGUAAGAUUUAUGUUAACGACGUUAACUUCAGCUGGUAGAAAGCUCUUCAACCCCCAGUAGACUCAUCACACCGAAAUAUCGUAAAAUUCAGUUUCAAGGUAUUUUGCAGUUCCAGCAGCAACCACUCGAAAGAUGCCUAAAGCACCAUAAGCCACGCAGGAGGUUUUAGGCUCAAGUCCAUAAAUUUUGCCGGUAAAUAGCUGACUGGCUCAUGUUUUGCCAGUCUGAUUUUUCACAAGUCACGUAUAUAUCAUGAUGAAAAAUUUGCCUGUGUGAGUAGUUUCAUUUGUGUAACAAGUGUUUCCGUAAAGAUGUUUAAGCACAAAGAACUAAAAUUGUACUUACGCUUUCGACGCAAAAAUAAAUCAAUAAACUUGAUUAAAGUUC